This is a messenger RNA of Hyposmocoma kahamanoa, 1683 nucleotides long. RefSeq lists its product as uncharacterized. Bases 50 to 1261 code for a protein of 403 amino acids. The transcript has 2 exons. The record is from RefSeq and is a predicted model, not a curated record. NCBI's taxonomy places the organism in Eukaryota, Metazoa, Arthropoda, Insecta, Lepidoptera, Cosmopterigidae.
CGCGACACUUGCCGCUCUUCCCCAGUCCGUUAACGCACCGGACUUCAACAUGCACACGCUUUUGAUAAUCACUUUAACACUGAGCGUGGCCCAUGCGGAUAUCGGUUUAAAGCUUCGCCAGCAACAGCAACAGCAAGGGUAUAACUACCAAGUACCACAAACAUCUUACGGAGUACCCUCCUACCAAGUUGGCAGUAAUGCUGGGGAUUAUAAUUCUGGAUACGCAGGAACUGGCCUAAAUGCCUUCAAUUAUGUUCAGGGUUCAAACCAAGGUCCUGGUUUUGGUCAGAAUACUGGAUUUCAGUCAACAAAGGGAGUCACAGGUGGUCAAUACUAUCCGUUCUCCGUCUCACAAUCUAACUUCCAGGUGUCGGGCGGCACUCAAGGUGCAUCGCAAUCUUAUAACCAGUUGCAAACUUCAAAUAAAUAUCAGUCAUCGGCCGUUCAAAAAUAUCAGGAACAUUAUAACCAAGUACAGCAACCACCUCCACAGAUUUUCAAACAUUUUUACAUCCACGCUGCUCCAGAAGAGCCAGAAGUGGCAAGACCCCGACAACCUAUAACAUUACCACCUCCCCAAAAGCACUACAAAAUCAUUUUCAUUAAAACACCAAGUCAACCAGCGUACGUUCCUCAACAAAUCCCACUUCCUCCACAAAACGAAGAAAAAACAAUUGUUUACGUUCUUGUUGAGAAACCAGAGGAGCAACAAGAUAUUAUAAUUCCAAAAGCAGAACCUAAACCUCCGUCUAAACCCGAGGUAUUCUUCAUAAAAUAUAAGAGCAAAGAGGAUUCUCAAGCUGUGAUCAACAAUAUUGUUACUGAUUACAACAAUAAAGGCGACUCCGUGAGUGUCGGCGACUUUGUAUCUAAUAGUGCUGGUGUUACUGGGGGCUCUAGUCAGUAUACACAAGCUUCUGGAGCUGGCCAAUACACACAGGCAGGCGGUUCUAGUGACUCCGGAUUCUCUCAACCUGGAACAACUGGACAAUAUAGCCAGCCCGCGGGUGGUUCUUUUGGCCAAUCUUAUAGCCAGUCAGUCGGAUCCUCAUCCUUUGGAAUAGGUAAAGCUGGUAGUCAGACUUUAAGCGUGGAAACAACGGAUUCUAACGUUGCAGUUGAAGACAGUGGCAUUUCAACCGGAUUAUCCUCGGCGGCUGUUAGUACCGCAUCUAACUUCGAUGGUGGCAAUCUUAUCUCUACUAGUCAGGGUGUACCCCACGAAACAUACGGAACUCCAACGUUCAGAGUGAAAGCUUAAUAGUACCUUUUUAUGAUAACACCUAUUUAUAAAAGAUAAAUCACAAUACCUACCUACUUCAAUAGAGUUCGUUUUACAAAUCAAUAUGAUUAAUUAUGAAAUAUAAAUUAACAUUACUAAAUUAGAACAUUUUUCAAUUUCCUUUUUGUACAUUAAUUACAUAAGUUAAAUGGUGUGCUUAUAAGUGUAACAAAAAUGAGGAAACACAUUUCAGCUGGUGCAUGGUGAUCGUAUAUAUUUGUGUAUCAUCCAUCAUACAUUAUGUAGGUAUGUACAUAUUAAGUGACGGAACGAACAAGUAUUUCGCCUGGUGGUAAACGAUAUGCCAAUUAAUAACAGUAGCAGUGCUACUCAGACUUAAAAUCGCAAAGAUCUGAGGAGCGCUCACUCCCAGUGCACCCGUUACACUGAGACAUAAGUUG